Gaeumannomyces tritici R3-111a-1 is the source of this 704-nucleotide messenger RNA. RefSeq lists its product as hypothetical. The transcript is spliced from 2 exons. The record is from RefSeq and is a predicted model, not a curated record. Bases 186 to 704 code for a protein of 172 amino acids. NCBI's taxonomy places the organism in Eukaryota, Fungi, Ascomycota, Sordariomycetes, Magnaporthales, Magnaporthaceae.
UGUUUUAUGAAACCAAAUCACCGCUACUCUUGUCUAGUACAGCAAACCUGCAUGCGAAAAGUAAACAUGGGGUUUACACUUGAGCUUUGAAAUUGCGGGGGCAGGAAUCCAACCAAGAAGACAAGUGCGAGCCGCAUUCAGGAGUCACCAAGCGUCGAGUUCUCCGGGAUGAGUUGCACGCACACAUGCGCACCGGACAGCCACGGCAGGCUGGCCUCGCUAAUAACCUCGCCGCUCCAAUCACACACUUUAUCUACCCCAUUUCCCCUGGUGAUACCCGAGAUAACGAGCAGGGUCAUAUCGGGUGCGGCUCUCACGGUCUUGAGUCCAUCCGGGAUCGCGUCGGGUCUUCUCCUGUGUCCUUCAUGUUUGACGUCCUGGCCAGACCAGGCCGUGUCCCAAUUGAUUCCCCAGUAAUAGCCGGCAGAGCAGACUCCUUUUUUGGGGUUGGCGUCGUUUUGACCGAAGCCAAGGACAAGCUUUUAGGCUUCCUGAAUGUGCAGACGAGUGUACACCAUGAUUGGCAACAGAGACCUCGAGCAGGCGGGCCGAGGUUGGGGUGUCGUCGUGGAGGACGUGCAGCACGAUUGUGCCAUGGGUCGCGAGCGAGCGGCAAGAGCAGUGGCUAUUCUAUCACAGAAACUACGGGCAAGGGAGUUGAUGACGACGAGCCUCCCUCCCGAAGAGGGCAGCUCCGAUUCUAG